Cladocopium goreaui is the source of this 2331-nucleotide messenger RNA. The record is from the annotation of a GenBank genome assembly. NCBI's taxonomy places the organism in Eukaryota, Dinophyceae, Suessiales, Symbiodiniaceae.
AUGGGAAACUGCAAUGGCUGCUGCCAUGAAGAGAAUCCUGCUGUCCCAGUAGAAGUGACAGCGUGGCAUCGCGACGCAGAGAGUGAGGACGAAGCAUCUCCGGAAGCUCCAGUUCCAACGAUUACAAUCGUGCCUGCAUCGCCUCGUGCCGAUGCCUCCCCAAGCAAGUUGAGCAGACUGCAAAAUAUGGAUGUUUUGGAGGUUGACAAGGAGAUUCUUCGGGGGAUCUCAUUGAGUGCCUCAUUGCACAGUGGAGGGAAGCUUUGGCGCAAGUCGCCCCUUGACAUGCCGGAGCAGGAGCGAGAGAAGCUCUGGACUCGCUCUGCCCCAGUGGAGAACUUCGACAUCUUUCUAUCGCACACUUGGCUGACGCCCGGCAGGCACAAAGUGGUGUCGCUUCUCUUCCAAUCUGGUUGGAAAUUCGCGCUGUGUUGCUGGCUGCUUUCUAUAAUCAUCGCCGACAUCCUUAUCAUCCAAGAUGUGCUCCCCAUGCCCUUCAGGACAGAGGUGGAGAUGUUCUGCUUCAAGGGUGAAGUCCACUUCUUUUUCUGGCCAAUGCUGGCGGGCUUUUUGGGCACCUGGAUGGGUCUCUUGCUGUCGCCCUACGUGAACAGUUUGUCCAAACCCAAAAUGUGCUUCCUCGAUGUGGUCUCCAUCCACCAGACUGACCAGGAGUUGAUGGAACGUGGGAUCUAUGGCCUAGGUGGCUUCCUUUCGGUGGCCAAAGAGCUUCGAGUGCUUUGGAGCACGCCCUACCUCUCGCGUCUGUGGUGUGUUUUUGAGCUGGCAGCUUACCGCUCAGCCAAUCCAAAUGGGAAGAUAUCGCUAAAGCCACUCUUUGUGGAGCGAGGUAUGAUGGGCCUCAUGUUGGGCACCUACUUUGCAGCAUUUCUUUUUUGGCUUGGACUUGUUUUCAAUAUCAGCCAGGGCCAGGCAUUUAGCUUGUUGGAGCUGCUGGCGCUGACACCUGUCUUCGUGAUAGUCCACUUCCUAAGAUGGAACAUCAGGGAGAAGUUUAAGCUCCUGUCGGAUCUGAAGGAUUUUGACCUGGAGAAAGCCUUCUGUCGAACAGCCUUUGACCGGAGCUUUGUCCACAGCGCCAUUGUGAAGUGGUACGGAAGCAAGGAGGCCUUCAUGCGCUAUGUCCGGGGUCCACUGCGUGAAGAGCUGAUGCUCCAGGGCGCGACCUACGUGCCCUUUGGGUAUUUCAUGAUGCUCAGUUCUGCUACGUUUGCUGCCAGCAUGAACCAUGUCUCAGCGAUGAUGAAGGCGCAAGCAACCUUUGAGUGCAUAGCCAGUGAGUUUUUGGGCUCAGCGCUUGGAUUCUAUGUUUUCUGGUUUCUCUUCAUGCUGAAGAUCUGCCUUUGGUUGACCGAGCACUUUGCAAUGCCUUGGUGGAGGGGCCGACUCGUGAACUGGCUGCAGUCCUUCGUGUUGUUCUUGGUGUUCGUUGCGCUUUACACCGUCGGCUUUAUCACAUCCAGAUUUGCCUACCGCCAUAGCCUUUCUGGUGCAUUGCUGUGGAUGAGUUUUAGCUUCAUUUGCUGUACCAUGUCCUUCUGCAUUCCAAGAUGUGUGGACGUUUACAUCGUGGAUGCGAUCAGCCGGAGCCUUUCGACUGUGAAGAUGGAACAGGAUGUGCCUGUCAUAUCUCAUGUUGUACAAGUUCCUGUGAAAGUUCCCGUGCCUGCUCCGGUGCCUGUCUAUGUGGAGCACCACAUCCAUCACAUGCACCAUGUGCACCAUGUGCACCCUGUGCAUGUGGUACAUGAAGAAUGGAGCACAGAGCCAGCGCAUGAGAUGACAGAGUACAAUUGCUGGUCUUCGACAUGGUCGGCCUGGUCUCAUGCCCACAGGCAUUUCUGCUGUGAUCAUCAUCACAUCGCCUGUGGAGAUUUACCGCACGUAACGCACGUCGUUUAUGGAACUCAUGCAAGCCAAGACUAUCAAGACUAUGGCAGCUAUGAUUGCUCCGCUGGAAUCCAAAACUGGAGGGCGGGUUGGUCGGACUCAAAGAAGCAGUUCUGCUGCAAUCAUUACACUCUCGGUUGUGAGGUUGAUGACAGCGUGACUGACGGCGAUGGCACUGUGGGAAGUGUCAUCGACAGCGAUGCCAUGGAUGGCGAAGUGGUCAGUGGUGACGGUUUGCAGGAUGGCGGAGUGGUCGUAGACGCGGAUCAUGAUCUGCUUGGCAUCGACACUGUUCCAAGCGACCUUGAAAGUGGUACCAUUGACGAUGCAGGCGUGGUUGAUGGCGAGGGUACAGAACUGGCCAGUGGUGGGGACCUGACAGCCGACAUCAGUGGUGAUGUGCUUGACCAUGUUGAAUAG